This is a messenger RNA of Schistocerca piceifrons (Central American locust), 1185 nucleotides long. RefSeq names its product piggyBac transposable element-derived protein 4-like. The coding region runs from base 1 to 1185 and encodes 394 amino acids. Lineage: Eukaryota; Metazoa; Arthropoda; Insecta; Orthoptera; Acrididae. The record is from RefSeq and is a predicted model, not a curated record. The transcript has 2 exons.
AUGAAUGGAAUACGUUUUGCUCCUGGCUAUAGUGUAGAACAAACAAUGGAAGACUUAUUUCGUAGCAGUAGUGAUUCAGAAGGUAGUGAUGCCGAAGACGAUGGAACAGAGACACAGGUAGACCAAAGUGAUGAAAUUUGUUUACAUGAAUUAGAAGAAAAUGAUAGUCUUGCUGAAAAUGAUGACAGUGGAGAAGAUGAAAGUGCAGUACUGGUAAGCAGGGGUCGGGAUAUUGCAUGGACAGGUAUUCCUAGUACAGUUAGUGUUAGCUCAGCUGUUGACUGUUUCAGGCAGUUUAUUACUAAUGAAUUGCUGGAUAUAAUAGUUCAGUUCACAAAUCAACGAGGAAAUGAAUUGAAAGUGUCUGGAAAAUUAGUUGACUGGCGUGAUACAGACAGAUGCAAGCUUCUUUCGUUUUUAGGCUUGCUGAUUCUGUAUGGCGUACAGAAGAGCCGGGGGAAACCUAUUGACGAAUUUUGGGACUCUGAAUAUGGCACUCCUCUAUUCCAUGCUACUAUGUCGAGGAGGCGAUGUCAGGACAUUCUGUGCUCACUUCGUUUUGACGACUGCAUCACAAGACUUGAAAGGAAAGAGAGGACUGGAAAUAAGGCUGAAGCUGUACAGAAAAUAUUUGAUUUGUUUGCCGUGCAAUGUCAAACAUCAUUUAUACCUUCCAGCAACAGUACUGUUGAUGAACAUCUUUGCGUAUACAGAGGUCGGUGCAGUUUCAAGGUCUACAUUCCUUCAAAGCCAGGAAAGUAUGGCAUCAAGAUAUGGUGCGCAGUAGACUGUGAACAAGGUUAUCUGACAAAUCUUCAAAUGUACACUGGAAGGAGUGGUGAUGUGAGAGAAGUGAAUCAAGGCAAGAGAGUGGUCUUAGAUUUAGUGUGUCAUCUGGCUGGCAGUGGUAGGAAUAUUACCACUGACAAUUUUUUCACAAGCUAUGACCUUGGCCAAAAAUGGUUGAAAAUGAAGUUGACACUUGUAGGUACUCUACGUUCUACAAGAAAAGAAGUCCCAAAAGAGUUUUUGCCUUUGAAAACUAGGGAAGAAUGCACUACCAGAUUUGCAUACAGUGGUAAAACCCUAUUAGCUUCGUAUGUUCCAAAAAGAAAUAAGGCUGUGCUACUCCUGUCAACACAACAUCAAUCAUUUGAAGUGCCCAAAGAAAGCAACUUGAAAUGA